CCGGGAGACGCGGACGCGGCUGCCUCGGGCCUCGGGGACCCGGGAUCCAGGACCCCUUCGGCCGCGCCGGCCGGGAAGGACUGAGGCCGCGGCCGCCCCGUCCCGGAGCCAAAAGAUGCACCCCAAGAUCUCUCCACCCCUGCUGCUGCUGCUGCCGCUGCUGCUGGCCCCAAGGCCUGGGGCGCAAGGCUGCCCAUCCGGCUGCCAGUGCAACCAGCCUCAGACGGUCUUCUGCACUGCCCGCCAGGCGGCCACGGUGCCCCACGACGUGCUGCCCGACACGGCCAGGCUGUACGUCUUCGAGAACGGCAUCACCACACUAGACUCCAGCAGCUUUGCCGGCCUACCGGGCCUGCAGUUCCUGGACCUGUCGCAGAACCAGAUCGCCAACCUGCCCGGCGGGGUGUUCCAGCCACUCGCCAACCUAAGCAACCUGGACCUGACGGCCAACUGGCUGCGUGAGAUCACCAACGAGACCUUCCGCGGCCUGGGCCGCCUGGAGCGCCUCUACCUGGGCAAGAACCGCAUCCGCCACAUCCAGCCUGGCGCCUUUGAUGCGCUGGGCCGCCUGCUGGAGCUCAAACUGCAGGACAACGAGCUGCGAGCGCUGCCCCCGCUGCGCCUGCCGCACCUGCUGCUACUUGACCUCAGCCACAACCCCCUCCUGGCCCUGGAGCCCGGCGCCCUGGACACAGCUAACGUGGAGGCACUGCGGCUGGCCGGCCUGGGGCUGCGGGGGCUGGACGAGGGGCUCUUGGGCCGCCUGCGCAACCUCCAUGACCUGGACGUGUCUGACAAUCAGCUGGAGCGCGUGCCGCCUGCCAUCCGGGGCCUGCGGGGCCUGACGCGCCUGUGGCUGGCCGGCAACACCCGCAUUGCCCAGCUGCGGCCCGAGGACCUGGCUGGCCUGGCCGCCCUGCAGGAGCUGGACCUGAGCAACCUGAGCCUGAAGGCCCUGCCACAUGAGCUCUCCGGCCUCUUCCCCCGCCUGCGGGUCCUGGCGGCUGCCCGCAACCCUUUCAACUGUGUGUGCCCCCUGAGCUGGUUUGGUCCGUGGGUGCGGGACAGCCACGUGGCCCUGGCCAGCCCCGAGGAGACACGCUGCCACUUCCCACCCAAGAACGCCGGCCGGCUGCUCCUGGAUCUCGACUAUGCCGACUUCGGCUGCCCAGCCACCACCACCACCACAGCCACCGCGCCUACCACAAGGCCCGUGACGGGAGAGCCCACGCCGCCGCCGUCCACCGUGGCUCCCACCUGGCUCAGCCCCACUGAGCCUGCCACCGAGGCCCCCAGCCUACCACCCGUCGCCCCGCCCACCGUGGGGCCUGCCCCCCGGCCCCAGGACUGCCCAAUGUCCACCUGCCUCAACGGGGGCACCUGCCACCUGGGGGCGCAGCACCACCCUGAGUGCCUGUGCCCUGAGGGCUUCGUGGGCCUGUACUGCGAGAGCCUGGUCAGGCAGGGCCCGAGGCCCAGCCCUGCCCCAGCUGCCCCGCGGCCACCCCAGCCCUUGCCCCUCGGCAUCGAGCCCGCCAGCCCCACAUCCCUGCGGGUCGGGCUGCAGCGCUUCCUGCAGGACAGCGCAGUGCAGGUCAGGGGCCUCCGCCUUACGUACCGCAACCUGUCCGGCCCCGACAAGCGGCCAGUGACGCUGCGGCUGCCUGCCUCGCUGGCGGAGUACACGGUCACGCAGCUGCGGCCCAACGCCACCUACUCCAUUUGCGUCAGGCCUCUGGGGGCCGGGAGGGAGCCUGAGGGCGAAGAGGCCUGCGGGGAGGCCCGCACGCCCCCCGCUGUUCGUUCCAACCACGCCCCGGUCACCCAGGCCCGCGAGGGCAACCUGCCACUCCUCAUCGCGCCUGCCCUGGCCGCGGUGCUCCUGGCAGCGCUGGCUGCCGUAGGGGCAGCCUACUGUGUGCGGCGGGGGCGGGCAGCAGCGGCUGCAGCCCAAGGCAAAGGGCAGGUAGGGCCGGGGGCUGGGCCCCUGGAGCUGGAGGGGGUGAAGGCUCCCCUGGAGCCAGGCCCCAAGGUGACUGAGGGCUGUGGGGAGGCCCUGCCCGGAGGGCCUGAAUGUGAAGUGCCACUCAUGGGCUACCCAGGGUCCUGCCCCCAGGGGCCCCUUCCGGCUAAGCCCUACAUCUAAGCCCACGAGUGUUGGGCCCGCUGAGGCCUGGGCUCUCAGCCCUGCUGGACCGGCCAGCGCCCUCCUGCUGCCAGACCAAGGAAGUUCUCAGUUCCCGCAACGAGGACGCACUGGGGGGCGUGACCGAAGCGUGUGCCUGCCCACGGUGGACCUUGGGCACCCAGGCGAUGACCUCUCAGGUCCCCCAGGCCCAAGUGCCUAUGAAGACAGCGCUGGCCCGUCCUCUGCCACGUGCAAUACCGGGGGCCGUGUGCCGGUAACACAGGCCCUGGGCGGCCAGGCACCCCAGCCCCAAGGAGACUCCGGGGCCAGUGAAGGAAGCACCCGGAGAGCGGAGGGAGUGGGGCUGGGCAUGGCCGUGCGGCCCUGGCCCCAGGAAACCGAGGAACAAAAGAAACUGGAAAGAAAGACACUCUAGGACAAGCCGUCUUGCUUUGCUCUCAGACUGUAUUUAUGAGGUCCCUUCCCAUUUUUUCUGGGAAAGUGUUUUUCAAUUUCAGACAAGGACUGGUUUUUGUAAGACAAACAAUGAUAUGAAGGCCUUUUGUAAGAAAAAUAAAAGAUAAAAUGAGACGAGGGUUUCUCUGGCCCGGCCCCAGAGUGCCUGGGUGCAGGUGGAGAGGAGACUUGUGGGUAUGGACACCUGCAUGAGCCCACUCCCUACCAGCCUCCCAGGCUCGGGGCUGCCGCAGUGGGGCCGGCCCAGGCAUCCGGCUCACGGGCAGGAGCAGGGGGCAGCCUCUCCCCACUGGCCCAACUCCUACCAGCAAGAGCCACUGGCCCCCAGUAAGAGGCUGGGAGGGUCUCCUCGGGCCACCUGCCUCCCUCCUGGAGGGGGAGCUCCUGGAGGACCCCGCCCAGGCGCCGCGGCUCAGGCUGGAGCUCUAAUGGCAGGAACCCCCUUGGGGUGAGGACAGAGGGGCAGAGUCGGGGCAGGCAGCCCAGGGACAAGACCAAAGGUCGGCUUUGGCCGGCAGAGGCCUGGCGAUGUCCCUUCACUCCCUGCACGUGGGAUGUGCCCGGGCUUUCCAGAAACCCCGGAAGUGGGGAAGUGGGAGUGUUUUCCAGGAAGGCCGCGGGCCGUGAUGGGGGCAGGGCGAAGGAGGCCGAGCUCAGCUCUGGCUGGGAACUUGGGGACAGUGACAAAUACAGCAGCUUUCCCUAUGCUCCUGGGGGUGGAGGGGAGGUGGGCAUGGGGCCAAGGAGAGGCCCUGCAAACCUGGAGCCAGCCUGCCCAAGCCCCAGGCCCAGGUUCCUCCGUGGGUCAGGGGUCACUGGCCCUCCGCCCCCAGCCUCACCCCACUGGGGGAAGGAGGCAUCCCAGCCAGGUCUGGGGAGCAGGCGCUGUGAAUAGGGGCGUUGGUGUCAGCGCCGAGUCAGGCCCGGCCACGCGAGGCUCUGGAAUCAAUUAGCGGCUGCUGAGGGUUCUGGCACGAGAAGGGAGGAGGCAGGCGUGG
This is a messenger RNA of Talpa occidentalis (Iberian mole), 3603 nucleotides long. RefSeq names its product vasorin (gene VASN). Bases 116 to 2146 code for a protein of 676 amino acids. The record is from RefSeq and is a predicted model, not a curated record. Gene Ontology annotation, molecular function: protein binding. The transcript has 2 exons. Gene Ontology annotation, cellular component: plasma membrane. Lineage: Eukaryota; Metazoa; Chordata; Mammalia; Eulipotyphla; Talpidae.